Hippopotamus amphibius kiboko is the source of this 894-nucleotide messenger RNA. RefSeq lists its product as uncharacterized. The record is from RefSeq and is a predicted model, not a curated record. Bases 362 to 745 code for a protein of 127 amino acids. The transcript has 4 exons. NCBI's taxonomy places the organism in Eukaryota, Metazoa, Chordata, Mammalia, Artiodactyla, Hippopotamidae.
UCAGCAUGAACAGCUCUGUUCUGGCCUCUCCAUGUUCUACCCGAGGAUCACCAGAUCCCCACGGUUAUUCCAGCAAGCAGGGGAAAUCAAAGAGGACUUCCAGAGAUGGCGAUACCUUUACAUUCUGCCCACAUCUCUCUCUGUGGCAGCAAAUCUUCAGUGUGAAAUCAACAAUUCCAGGAGAGCAGAAGGCAGCAGGCUCUGCGUGUUUCCCGUAAUUGGCAAAACCUCUCUCGGGUAACAGAACAGCUGCCAGUGGCUGGUUUCCUCAGACACAAACGUGUCACAGAGAAGGUGUUGACUCAGAGGAGGGACCAGGCAGGGAACGAGUUGGGCAGUAGAGCUGUCCCCUCGUGGAGCCAUGCAGAGGAUCUGCUCCCUCAUCCACCUCACCCUCUACUGGGCAGGAGUCAUGUCAGCUGUCGUGUUGGUGCCUCAAGAUCAAGUAAGGACAGUGUUUGUAGGGGAAUCUGUCACCCUCACGUGCUCCAUGAAAGGAGAAUCCAUCAGUAACUACUAUACCUUCUGGUACAGGAAGACCCCAGGUGACCACAUUCUAUGGACUGAUCAGUGUGUCUUCCCAACCAUAAGAGGAGGGCAUGCAAAUUGGAUGAAGCAUUUCUCUUGCUGGUCCCCAAGAUGCUGCUGCUCCAGCAGCCCCAGGAGAGACUCUGCCGCCACAUCUACACUUGCAGAUCGACGUGCCUCCCAAAAACUGUCCCAAGAGACAGGGAAGCUGAAAUAAAAUGUGUUUACCUCAGUGAUGUUCUUGGUUUUUUCUCGUCUCCAGGAAGCCAGCCACAGAGAACCUGAGGAAUUUGGAGUAACUGUGGAGAAAGCUGGAGGGUUUUCACAUUUCCUCGCAACAUUUUGGGGAUUUCCCCUCCAGGACUU